AUGCCGUUUAGAAGCGAUCACCAACAACUGGGACAUUCCUUUGAACAAGCAAGAAGAAGAUAUCUGGCCCUUGAAACCAGACUAUCCAUUGAUAAAAAGAAAUACACGGAAUAUCGCAAAUUCAUGGAAGAAUACAUUGAAAUGGGCCAUAUGGAGCCCAUCGCAGCGGAAGAACUCCACAACGUAAGAUACUUUAUCCCUCACAGUUGCGUAGAGAAGCCUGACUCAACGUCAACCAAACUAAGAGUGGUAUUUGACGCCAGUGCAAAAACCACCAGUGGAGUAUCACUUAACGACGUACAAAUCGUUGGACCUAACGUUCAGCGAGACCUAAAUGAUGUGCUAAUCGACUUUCGCGGGCACAACAUAGUAUUAAUGGCAGACGUAGAAAAAAUGUACCGCCAAGUGAAGGUAGCGGAACCAGAUACUUGGUUCCAAUGCAUCCUAUACAGGAAGGAUCAAAGUCUGCCAAUACGUGCAUACCGUCUAACCACAGUUACAUAUGGAGAAGCAUCCUCAUCCUUCCUAGCAUGCCGAGCACUGAAGCAAGUAGCAGUAGAAGAACGAGAAACAAGCCCUCAAGUGGCCGACGCCAUCGAGAACUGUUUCUACGUAGACAACCUGAUGCUCGGAGCGCCAAAUGUUUCAGAGCUGAAGAAAUUAAAAACAAGCGUUGCGGUAGCAUUGAAAAAGAGGUGUUUUCCCCUAAGGAAGUGGGCGUCAAACACCCCGGAUAAAAACUAA
Molecule: messenger RNA, 744 nt
Organism: Aedes albopictus (Asian tiger mosquito)
Lineage: Eukaryota; Metazoa; Arthropoda; Insecta; Diptera; Culicidae
Exons: 1
Coding region: 1-744 (247 amino acids)
Source: RefSeq, a predicted model, not a curated record